CACGGCAUCUCAUCUAGGGAAGACACGCACCGCGCGCCACGGGUACUCCUCUCCAGGAUCCAGUCGGGGCUGGAACGGCGUCGCUUCUCUCGCGCGAGGGAGACACAGGCAGUGAGCGGUGCUGGCUGCUGUGCUUCUGUUAACAGUGCAUUCAGGAAUUGUUCUAAGAAGUUCAGUGCGUGUGAUAAAAACUUGUUAGACCCAAACGUUGAGAGCCAUGACGGAUUUCAGGAAUUGAUCAGUUUCAGGCCCGACACUUGAUAAUGUUUGAUGUACUUGAAGGAAAAUAAAAAAAAAAAAAAAAAAAAAAAACAAGUGAGUGCAGAAACGACAAAAAAAAAAAAAUACAUGGAUAAAUAAAGCGAGCACACUACUUAGUUAGGGACUCACUGAAAAAGAUAAAAAGUACAGGAGUUGAUGAUGAAUAAGCAAAGAAUCUACUGAAGUCUGAGCAGCAAGAACUUCAUAUCCGCUGCCGCUAAGAUGAGUUUCUUCAGACUCGUGUGUUUGUUGCUGCUUCUGCUGACUCAAGGAGUGAGAGGUUCAGCGGUCACGUGGACUCGAGGCAAUGAUGCGUCCCCUGAGAUAUUCCCAGACGGUCUUUCCCCGAGCCAAGCAAGUUUGGUGCGUCCAUUCAGCUUCUCUCCCUCCUCCUCGCCCACCAGCACGGCCAACAACAGCGUGCUACAGGGGGGCGCCGUGUACCCCAGCAGCAUGACGCACAGGGUGGUGGGGGCGGGCUCCAGUGCUGUGUUCACGCCGCCUGCCAGGUUCAGCAACACAGUGCUUCCCUCCUUCGCCAACACCACCGUCACCAACGUCACCGUCAUCAGGGGAAAGACCGCCUACCUCCGCUGCCACGUUCUCAAUAUCGGCACCAAAACUGUGUCGUGGGUGCGCCAUGACGACAUUCACGUGCUGACCGUGGGCCGACUCACCUUCACGAACGACGACCGCUUCGAGGCCAUGAACAAGCCGGGGUCGGACGUGUGGUCACUGCGCAUCAAGUUCCCUCAGCUGCAUGACUCCGGCAAGUACGAGUGUCAGGUGUCCACACGGCCCACCCGCUCACGUGUCAUCACCCUCAACGUGGUGGAACCGCGCGCCGUGAUCCCGCCAGGACCAGAGCUGUAUGUGGACCACGGCUCGCCUCUCAACAUUACCUGCGUGAUACCGGACAGCCCUGAGCCGCCUGAUCACGUCUUCUGGUAUCAUCGAGACAAGAUGGUGUCGUUCGAUGGUUCCCGGCAGGGCGUGUCCAUCACCACAGACAAGGGAUCCGUCACCACCAGCAUCCUCCUCAUCCAGGACGUGACCACCAAGGACUCCGGCUUGUAUAUAUGCGCUCCGCAGGGCAUGAAGGAGGCGUCUGUGAGAGUGCGGGUGCUCAAUGGAGAAUUACCACAGGCGAUGCAGACGGGCUCCACUUGCCAAGGCUGCGGCAGCUCCUACCUGCUGCUGCUUCUGGCGGCACUCUACCUGCUGCUGCUGUGAUUGUUCUCGCUCGCCGGUGUGUUGCCAAUCAUUGCCUUCGAAUCGGCCACAACUGAAGCUCAAUAAGAAAGAGUAUGACUUGACAUGCCAUAUCCCUUGAGAGGAUGCGUAUGAUCCCCAGUACGUCACGUGGCGGGGCUGACAUUCACUAUAACAGAAGACACUUAUUUUCCUAUUGCCGGAUUUUUUACCUUGACCUCCAGCAGCCGACGAACGAGCGCGAAACAGUCGGCCAGAUUUGCAGAAGCUUUACGGACCAAACGGGAAGACCAAGAGCUUAGUGCACGUGACUGUUCAUACUCGUGCUGGUUGGUGUUGUGUUUGCGCGCACGCGCGAGGUACGUAGUGUAUGAUGUACUGCGUGAAGGUGAAGUGUGACGCCAAGCUGUGUAUACCCGAGUGACGGCAGGUACUGUGCUGCACUCAUACGGAACAACUGCUUUUUUCUGAUAACAUUCAAUAGAGAACCUUUAUCCCGGGGAUUUGUGAUAGUGUUUUGUAGCCACACCACUCAUAUCAAGGAAUGCUGGUAGAAGUGAACGAACCGAAUAUAUCUCACUGGAAAAGGAAUGCUUGUGUGGACGUCUUGUAUUCGAAGGUACAGUCAUGUAAUGUGCGUUGGUUAAGGAUCAGUACAUGUAGAUUGUGUGUAAGGUGUAAGAAAAAAAAAUCAGUUCUUUACGUCUCAAACACAGAAAAAUGAAGCUUAAUUCACGAUACCACAUGUCAAUCCCAUCUCGUUGUGUGUUGAAAUAGUGAAUUGCUGAAGAGUUUAAAAUGUAUCAUUCUAUUUACACAACGCCGCUACGCGCACCGGGAAGAAGGAACGCAAGUAAUCCGAUCAGACCGCAAGAGUUGGUACAAGGCAUGAGUGUGAGGAAGCAGCGGCGAGGCGAGAACACAAUGCAAGGUGAAGGGAAGAAAAACUCCAGGCGUCACUUCCGGAAGGCGAACACAAUGCUAGGUUAUUCAUAUUCAUAUUUCCCUCGACUUAGGAGCCUUGAUGAUGAUGAUGAUGAUGAUAAUGAAGAUGAUGGUGAUGACGGUGAUGGUGGUGGUGGUGGUUCGCUAAGCAAUAAUUUUGUUUUGUUUAAUUUUCACAAGACGCCAGCAAACUCACACGAAGACUUUCAAUUCAGUUCACUUAUUGCUCACUGAACAGAACGAAAAACCCUUCGUUCAACUUUUUACCACCGCUUAUUUCAAUGGCAUCUCUUCGUUUAACUUUUCACCACAGAUUAUUUCAAUGCAUGUUCCUUAUAUCCACCUAUUUCUUAUCAUUCUUUCCUUAUCUUACAAAACCACAGUGGUCAGAAGGUUAAGGUGAAUGCUGACGUAAAGGAAAGCCACCUACUACCAGUGUGACUACCAGUGUUGUGUAUACACUGACGCAUUAACCGGGACGUGCACAGCUGACUAUGUGAUCCAGCUCUACUUGGCUCACUCUUAGGUUCGCUCAUAUAUAUCUCGAUCUAUUAUAAAUAUUGAGAGCUGCAAAGAUAAUGAAUAAAAUUAUUAAUUUAAUUAAAGCCAUGCAAGCCAGUGACGUGUCCGGUGGGAAGCUCUCCCGCCGAGCAUGAAUCAUUGUGCUGCAACAGAGGAAUUAAUUAAUCUGAUAUUCUUAUUUGUGAAGCUGCCGCCAACACCUUUAAACUCUUUCACCUUUAAUAUUUUAUUCAUGUUUGGCGAGAAGCACUACACUGAUUACCUUUGUGCGUCGUUUCACCCACUCAAUAAAACACACACACACACACACACACACACACACACACACACACACACACACACACACACACAUACACACAGCAACCUUUUCCCUCCGAAGAUCCAGCUCACAGGGAGGUUGUUAGGUAAGAGAAGCAUCACAUUUCUCAAUGCAAAAGCUGCGUAUUUCCAGACUUCCAAGACCCAGAGUGAAUUUAACACCCUCGCCUUUUACUCAGCAACAUGACAGACAUCUAACAACAAAAGGGCUUCUAUAUAUUUCGAUUCAUCUUAUCGUGCUCGCGGAAGGACGCCUGGAGGAAACACGCAGCGAGGUUCACUAGAGGCCAAGGCAAUGGACUGGAGAAGGUUAAGGUCUCAUUUAUAUACCAGAUACUACUUUCAUCACCUAUCUGUAUUUUUAUAUACGUGUCUAAUACAAUAAAUGUAUUUUU
Molecule: messenger RNA, 3653 nt
Organism: Scylla paramamosain (green mud crab)
Lineage: Eukaryota; Metazoa; Arthropoda; Malacostraca; Decapoda; Portunidae
Product: peroxidasin homolog
Exons: 7
Coding region: 484-1494 (336 amino acids)
Biological process (GO): synapse organization
Cellular component (GO): neuron projection membrane
Source: RefSeq, a predicted model, not a curated record